This is a messenger RNA of Leptidea sinapis, 4092 nucleotides long. RefSeq names its product tudor domain-containing protein 3 (gene Tdrd3). The record is from RefSeq and is a predicted model, not a curated record. Gene Ontology annotation, biological process: mRNA processing. Lineage: Eukaryota; Metazoa; Arthropoda; Insecta; Lepidoptera; Pieridae. The transcript is spliced from 7 exons. Gene Ontology annotation, molecular function: protein binding; RNA binding. Gene Ontology annotation, cellular component: nucleus; cytoplasm. Bases 171 to 2264 code for a protein of 697 amino acids.
AAUUCUGAACAUACUAAUAGAGUUUUGUCGUAUGUUAGUGGUAGACACGGUUUAGGAUAAUUUAGUUUUAUUUUAUUUUUCUGAAGUUAGUUUGUGUGAUUGUAACUAUUUUAUUAUGAAGCACUAUUGCUUCUCUUAGUCGGUGAUAAGUAUCUCUAGAAAAGCUAAAAAUGUCCCUCGUGGAUAGUCUAAAGGAGCUGGGUUGGUACUUGAGUGAGGAAGGCAUUGAAGAAGUAAGCGAAAAUGGACAAAUUCAGGACAUUCACGUAAUAUGCAGAAGAGCUUUAGACUUUGAUUUAAGAGAUAUAGCUGAAGCAGCAUUCCCUGAAGAUUUUCUAAAAGAACCUUCAAAGUUGGAACAACCAGUGGUUGUGCAAAUUCAAAAGAUUCGCAAUGUGUCAGCCCCAAAAGCCAAUGAAGAAUCCACAUCUGCACCACGGAUGUUGAAGCUAGUUUUACAUGAUGGUAAAUCUACUUGCACAGCAUUAGAAACUUGUCCAAUACCAAGUCUAAGUAUAAACACUCCACCCGGCACCAAGAUACUGCUGCAUCAUGAAGGACUGACAGUAUGUCACAAUGUAAUCUGGUUGACACCAGAAAUUGUUUCUGUGUUAGGUGGAAAGGUUCCCCAUAUGAUUGAGAAAUGGGAAUUAAAUAGAAGUCUCGCUAAACAUACAAGAGGAGGAGUGGAAGGUGGCCCACCGCCAUGGAUCCCAUUUGGACAAAGGCUUGAAGCCAAUCCACUUGACAAACAAUUUAAAAGCUUACAAGAGGGACCAAAACCUGAUAAUCCAGAGUUUGAAGCCCAAAGGAAAGGUGCGAUUGCUGAGGCUCAGCGACUAUCAGGUGUUAAGAAGGUAUUUGGAGGUGGUACAAAGCCACUAUUGGAUGCCAAUGUCCAGAAGAUUGUAGAUGCUGGAUUUUCAGAAGAACAAGCUGAGAAUGCUUUAAAGUAUACAAAAAAUAAUGUUGACAGAGCAUUGAGAAUAUUGCAGAAGAGAGACAACUCUGAGCAACGCAAAGAAAAGCAAAAGGAAUCUGAGCCUCCGAAACGAAAGGGGCGGAACAGGGAUAGGGAUAGGGAUCGGGAUAACAACAAUGAUGAUGAUGGCCUUCCAGUGAAACCAUCUGGUAAAGUCUCUCUGUUUGAUUUCUUGGAGGACAAAUUACCUAAUAUGCCAGAUAAAGAAAAAGAAAAAAUUAGUAGGGGAGAUAAUCAGUCAAGUAAGGACGAUCGAGCAAAUCAGGAUCGUAAUUAUGGUAGCCGAGACAGAAAUAACCGGCAUAACACUCGUUCACAUGGUCCAAGACAUGAUGCUCACAAGAGAUCUGACAAUAGAGGUCACUAUUCCAAUGAUAACCAUCACUCAUCAUAUAGGGAAGAGAGGAAAUAUCAAACCCAGGCUGAAACACCACCGAGGUUUCAGAAGAAGUUUGAAGAGAUGAACAAACAGCACAAUAAUAAUUUUCAGAAUAAAAACCAUUACAAUAAUAGGAGAAAUGAUAGAAACUUAAAUGAUAACAACACACAUCAAAACACACAACCAUACAACAAUAUACCCACUAUGGAUAGCUUAGUUGAGGCAACAGCUAACUUAAAUAUGAUGUCAAAUAAUGUCCGGCCUAAUGAAGAGCCUAUAGCACAACAAAAUUUCCAACCACAAGCAGAUCAACUGUAUUCAUCAAAACCCCCCUAUGUACCGAACCAAAAUGUACAGGAUAUGCAGGGAUUUAGAAAUGAUAAUGAAAUAUCUAAGUAUCAGGAACAAAGAUAUCAGCAAAGGCGACAACAAUCCAACGGGUAUAUAGAGCCCCAACAUCCCCCUCCGAAUGCUAUAUACCCCAAUAUAAAUUACAUGGCGAAUAUGCAAGGAGCUUAUAACGGUAGACAAUAUGGAUAUGCGGCGAGGCCUCAAGAGUAUAAUACGUUGCGUUCGGGCGCACCUUUCUUACAAGGAUCCUUGCUUGGGUUCCAAAAUGCAGCAGUGAAUGAACAAGCUCGUGCAAUGCUGGGUGUGGCUGAUAUCAAUUGGAAAGUGGGCGAUCGCUGCUUAGCACUCUAUUGGGAAGAUAAUAAUUUUUACGAAGCAGAAAUCACUGGUAUAUCUGCCAAUACAGUUGUGGUUAAAUUUUGUGCAUAUGGUAAUCAUGAAGAAAUUCUAAAAUGCAAUUGCUUGCCGUACCCAAUCCAAGGUCUUGCUCCAAACGGAGCCGGCGCCCCGGGUAGCGGGUACCCGCGCUCGCUCGCGGGGCGGCGCCCGUAGUGGCGCGGGGCGGCGCCCCCUCCCGCCGCCCGGUGUCCGCACGCACACACACUCGCUGCAGCCUCGCUCCUGGCCAGCUGACCACCUAACAUGUGGUCCUCUACUCAAAUGUCUUCAGUAGCGAAAUUUAUGUACAGGUUGAUCACCGUUACUUUUUGCUUAGUUUUAAUUUGCUACAAAGAAAUCAAAGUGUAGCGAAGGACAUAAACAGUGUGUGCAUCAAGAAUCUUACCAGCAAGACUUUAUAUGAGAUUCUGUGGAAACAUUAUAUAUUAUUACUGCCUAUGAAUACCAAUAAGUUCAUAUUUUGCCCUACCUAAAGAAUAGAUUAACUUUAUAACUGUUUACGGGUUUCUUAUACUAACGCUUACAUUCUGCGUUUUGUAAAUAUACCUAAAUACAUUUUUGAGCGAAAAAAAAUUAAUACAAAUUUGUAGUAUACAUACAAAGAAAAAUACAAUCUACUGAACUGGCUUUAGAUAAUGCUCUUCCUUAAACUUUUGAGUUACCUAUAUAUGUAUAUGUUUCUUGUGAUAUGUUUAUUAUUGUUUAAACAUCUCUUGAAAGUGCUAUAGUAUUGUAAUGUAUUUCGAAAGUUGACCGUAGAAUGUAUGACUGUAAAAAUAUGUUCUGAAUUUUUAAUGAACAUUAUCAAAAUGGCUCAAAAUGGCAUCUAAAAACUUUUAUGCAAGAAUACUCUAUUAUGAAGCCAAGCUGCAGUCAUGUUUAAAUAUGCAUUGUUUUAAGUUGGGCUUUAAUGGAAUUUGCUGCAAGUAAAAAAUAAUAAAAUGAAAACAAAAAAUUUGAAAUGUAGUGAUUAAAAUAGGUAAUGGAAAGGCGAUUAUUAGUUUUCUAUCUCACCAACUGCACAAGGCACAUUAAAUUUUUAUACAAUCAGGAAAAGUCUUCAUUGCAGCGUUUUACGUGAAGUGGUGCCAGUUUUGGUACAGUUACUGCCUUGUUUAUCAAAUCAUCCGCUUAUUACUUGUACAUUAUUCACCAAGGGUGAAUUUGCGAGGGACAAGACGAAGUCGAGUGCCUCUAUUGAGGCUGUCUCUCACCCAGUGGUACGGUCGCGCACGAAGUUGUCGGGCUAUAGUAUUAUGUUUCAUUCGACAGAAAGUGCGAUUCCUCAACUUAACUAAAUUUAGUUAAGUUGAGGAAUCGCACUUUUUUCUAACUAAAUUUAGUUAGGUUGAGGAAUCGCACUUACUAAAGAUGUCAACGGGUAGCGGGUGGUGUUUCGGGGACGGGCAACGCGUGAGACUGACGCCAAUGCAGUGGGUUGUAGAGGUGUUCGCAACGGCUAUAAAUCGCGUUAUAACGAUACGCUACUUUUAAAACGACUAUUAUUUUAUUACACUUUAAUAUAUUAGUUCGGUUGCAAAAUGAAGCUAGUGUCGUGUUCUGUUAAAUAUCAUCCAAAUAUUAUUGAUUUGGAUAAAAUAUACCUAUUAUACAUAUAGAUUUUAUUUAUGCAAUAUAAAUAAUACAUUGUUUCAGUUUAUGUACUCUAUUUAAGUAAAACUCAUUUACACAAAACUAAAAGAUAAUUUUUAUACUUACAAGAACUCAAUAACCGAUUCAAAAUCACUCAUAAACACACGAUAAUGUACCAAAUACUACUAAUAACCUAAAUCAUUAAUCAAAAUACGUCAUACGAAGUCAAGUGAUCCGCAAGCGCCAACAAAAUACAAAUAUAUUUGGUUAUAAACGCACUGAUAUCAUAUUUGAACGUAAAAUAAUCUAACGCGGUGCAUAGCCGAACAAAAUAGCAUAAUUUGGCAGGUGACAAAAAUAGCUUGCCAGUUUUAAUAAAUAAUAGGUU